This is a messenger RNA of Drosophila albomicans, 1442 nucleotides long. RefSeq lists its product as uncharacterized. NCBI's taxonomy places the organism in Eukaryota, Metazoa, Arthropoda, Insecta, Diptera, Drosophilidae. The transcript is spliced from 2 exons. The record is from RefSeq and is a predicted model, not a curated record. Bases 41 to 1282 code for a protein of 413 amino acids.
UUUUAGUUUAUUACGAGGUAACUAUUCGAAAACAGCAAAUAUGUCAACGAAUCACGACAACUGCAACUCUGAUGAGCUAGAAGCUCCAAAAUGGCUAGACGCGCAAUUCUUCAUGAAAAUAUUAAAUAGUUAUUUAAAGAAACCAGAGUUAAAAGUGCUCGACCUCAAGUUGUCUCCCGCCAGUGCCAAGGGCGAUCACUAUGCCAGUAUCAUGUUUCGAGCUGAAAUUGUCUACACAACUCAAACUACAGAAAAGUCUACUGUAAAUCUAAUCAUCAAGACAAUUCCUGAAGAGCAGGGUCACAAAAAAGACUUGUUGGACAAUUCCCAUGUCUUUCCAACUGAGAUUGCUAUGUACACGGAAAUACUGCCAAAGUUUGAGAAGAUACUUCGAGAGGCGGGCGAUAAAACAACACUCUACGCGCCCUGCGUUUAUCACAGCUUGGAACCGCGUCAAGUGAUCGUGUUUGAGGAUCUGGUCGCAAAGGGUUACGCCGUUAUCAGAAACAGACCAGCGACCAUAGAGGAGUUAAAAUAUGCACUGGAAAAGCUUGGCAAGUGGCAUGCUGUCAGUCAUAAAAUAAUAAAGGAUCAGCCCGAAUUAUUUGAAAAGCUACAAUACGAUGUGACCACAUUGCCGAAUAUAUUGAAAGAGGAUUUCAUGACGUCAGCUCUGUCGGUCUUCAUAAACAUGCUGGAAAAUGUGCAAAGUUUAAGACCUUAUAAAAAAUACUUUGAAUUGAUGGAGGGAAAAUUAGUUAAUCGCUGGGUAGACGUUAUUCGAGAAUAUCGAGAAAAUCGCCAAGAAAAUGGAUACUAUGUGCUCUGCCACGGCGAUUUUCAUCUAAGGAACAUGAUGUUCAAGGGCCCUGACUGCAUGCUUCUAGACUUUCAAAUGUCCUAUGUGGGAUCUAUGGCUAAUGAUAUUAUUUAUGCCAUUUAUAUGCUUUUCGACACGGAUAAACUUGGAGAUCAAUGCAAUGAACUCAUCUAUCAUUAUUUUAAAACCUUCGUCGAUACCCUCAAAAUUAUUGACUUUAAAGGAAAGCUCCCAAGUUUGAUCGAGUUCCGACAACAGAUUUUUGAUAAAAGAUACAAUGACUUUCUUUUAAUGACCACUCUGAUGCCCACCAUCAUGUUUAUGCGAAAAGGAGAAGAUGCUGCAGUGUUACUAGAGGGUGAGGAACAGAGAAGCAAAUUGCUCUAUCAAAAAUAUUUUCAAGCUGAAUUGGAAUAUCUAUUGCCAAGAAUGCUUCAUCUAGGUUACUUUGAUCAGCUCUAAAAAUAAUUCAUAUAGAAUAUGUUACAAAAUUUGCAUAAAUACCUUUAAAAUAAUUAAAUAAAAUUUGCAUACUUGUAUUACUAGUAUUUGUAGCUCCAUAUGUGUUGUUUUCACGAUAUCUUAUCUUUUAGAAAGCAAUUCAACUUUGUUAUUAUCUUAG